ACUCCAUGUUUGUGAAAACAAGCACCUUUAGAAUAAGAUGGCUGAUCUUAACCCAAACAAGAAAACUCCUACUCCUACAAUGAUCCCAAUUCCAUCACCAUCACCAUCUCAAUUCCACUCACCAUCUCCAGCCAUUAAUUCCACUCCAAUGACCCCGAAAAGCCCGUUCAUCACACGCGUCAUGACACCAUUGGCUAGCCCCAUGAAGAAGGCCAUGGCAAGCAUGCAAGGCUACUUGGAGUUCACCAAGCUCAACCCACAUGAUGAAUGGCUUCCCAUCACCGAAUCAAGAAACGGAAACGCCUUUUAUGCAGCAUUCCAUACCCUCAGCUCCGGAAUCGGAAUCCAAGCUCUUGUUCUUCCCCUUGCCUUCACUGCACUUGGCUGGGUUUGGGGGAUAAUAAGUUUAUCUACAUUUUUUGUGUGGCAAAUGUACACACUUUGGCUUCUAAUUCAACUCCAUGAAUCAUCUUCUGGAGUUCGAUACAGCAGAUACCUUUGGCUUUCAAUGGUUACUUUCGGUGAGAAAUUAGGGAAGUUAAUGACAUUAAUACCAACAAUUUACCUCUCAAGUGGAACAUGCAUAACCCUAAUCAUGAUUGGAGGAGCUACCUCUAAACUUCUUUUCAACACCAUUGUUGGGAACACAUGGGAAGACAAAAACGAUACCCCGUUAACGAUGAUCGAGUGGUACCUCGUGUUCACAUGUUUGGCAGUUGUGUUAUCACAACUGCCAAACCUGAACUCCAUUGCUGGAGUUUCAUUGAUUGGUGCAGUUGCAUCCGUUUCGUAUUGCACCAUCAUAUGGAUGGUGUCGGUUAUCGAAGGAAGGCCUGAUGGUGGAUCGAAUGCGCAACAGGAGAAGGUGUCCGGAAUUUCUAGGGUUUGUGAUAUUCUAAAUGCUCUUGGCAUCGUUGCCUUUGCUUUUAGAGGCCAUAAUUUGGUGCUUGAAAUACAGGGUACAAUGCCUUCAAGCCUAAAGCAGCCGUCACGAGUACCAAUGUGGAAAGGUGUGAAGUACUCGUAUUCCAUUAUCGCAAUGUGCCUGUUUCCUCUCGCCAUUGGCGGCUACUGGGCCUAUGGGAACCUGAUGCCUACAACCGGAGGAAUGUUAACCGCACUGUACAAAUACCACGGACAAUCAACAUCAAAAGCAAUCCUAGAGUUAACAAGCAUCCUCGUUAUCAUCAACUGUCUCACGUCUUUCCAAAUCUACGCAAUGCCUGUUUUCGACAACCUCGAGUUAAGAUAUGUGACUAAAAUGAACGGGCCAUGUCCAUGGUGGGUCAGGGCCGGGUCUCGGGUUUUCUUUGGUGUGCUAGCAUUCUUUGUAGCGGUUGCACUCCCGUUCUUACCGAGCCUAGCGGGUCUUAUUGGAGGCAUUGCAUUGCCCAUCACUUUAGCAUACCCUUGUUUUAUGUGGAUAGUGAUGAAGAAGCCAGACCAGUAUAGCAAAAUGUGGUGGCUCAAUUGGAUCCUUGGGUGCUUAGGGAUGGCCUUAAGCGCUCUACUUGUUUUCGGGGCCAUUUGGACAAUCGUCACUCGAGGCAUCGAGGUUCAUUUCUUUAAGCCCGAGUGAAAAAACUCAAGGUGUAUGUAAAAUAUAACUACCUAAUGCAUUAACAACCGUACAACAUAUGAACUUAAUGAUUCCUAAUUAAUGCAAGAGUUUAAACAUCUAUAUAAUUUCAACCCAUAUACUUAUGAAUGGGUUAUUUGGGUCGUGUUCUAUCA
This is a messenger RNA of Helianthus annuus (common sunflower), 1734 nucleotides long. Its product is annotated as lysine histidine transporter-like 8. The record is from RefSeq and is a predicted model, not a curated record. Gene Ontology annotation, cellular component: plasma membrane. NCBI's taxonomy places the organism in Eukaryota, Viridiplantae, Streptophyta, Magnoliopsida, Asterales, Asteraceae. The coding region runs from base 38 to 1579 and encodes 513 amino acids. The transcript is spliced from 5 exons.